Messenger RNA from Oldenlandia corymbosa var. corymbosa, 333 nucleotides. NCBI's taxonomy places the organism in Eukaryota, Viridiplantae, Streptophyta, Magnoliopsida, Gentianales, Rubiaceae. The record is from the annotation of a GenBank genome assembly.
AUGGGUGUUUCGAAGAAGCAUUCGGGGGAAUCUGGAGGGAAGAAAGAAUGGGUGAUUGCUGGAAUUACAAUAAGGGCUCCAUUGAAGUCAAUUCGUACAAAACCAACGCAAAGAGACGAGUACUACAACGAAGAUGCUGAGAAUGAAGGGCGUUCAAAUUCUAGCUCGACAACACCGACGGCACGAGAUUCGAGAAUCCCGGAGAAACUGCCCUGCCCGCCUCCCCCAAGGAAGCGUAGGCCUGCCCAAACAUGCCAUUUUAAUGGUGUUAGGGAGUUCUUCAAUCCUCCAGACUUGGAAUCAGUAUUUGUUGUACGUCAUGUUGAGACUUGA